AUGUCACCAUCAACACAAUCCCCAUCAUUCGUUGGGCUCAGAGGCCAAAACCUCAUUUAUGCCGUAACAUUCACAUGUUCGAUCGGAUUCCUUCUUUUCGGCUACGACCUAGGAUUCAUGGGUGGACUCACGACCUCGCCCGAAUUUCUGGCAGUUUUCGGAGAUCCCGAAGCAUCUCUAUUAGCAUUCCUCGUGUCCUCCUACGAAGUCGGUGCAUUACUCGGUGCUCUGUUCCAGUUCUUCAUGGGCGAUCGGUUCGGACGCAAGCCGAACAAUAUGGCUGGUGCGGUGAUUGUGUCGAUUGGCGCGAUUCUCCAAGCGACUACAUUCAGCCUUCCCCAGUUUCUUGUCGGUCGGAUCGUUGCCGGGUUUGGGCUUGGUAUCAUGACGACUGUUAUUCCCAUCUGGCUGUCUGAAUGCAGUAUGCCUGAAUCACGGGGUCGCAUGAUGGCUAUGCAAUUGUCAAACCUAAUUGUCGGUCUGAUUCUGGCAAACUGGCUUGACUACGGGAUGGAAUCUUAUUCAGGAUCUGUGCAGUGGCGGUUUGCGUGUGCGUUUCAGAUUGUGUUCUGUUGUAUCACGCUCGUUUGCAUGCCGUUCCUACCGGAAUCACCGCGUUAUCUGUGUGCGAAGGGCGACAUGACGAAUGGGAGGAUUGCUCUCGCGGCGCUUCGCGCUGGAUUCCCAGAUGACCCUGCGGUUGUGGAGGAGUUGAAGGAAAUUCAAUUUGCGCUUUCGGUUGAAGCAGAGGAACAGGGAUCUUGGAGUGAUAUUUUCAAGGAUAAUGGGAUCAGCGGGUUUUCACGAAUGGCGAUCGGAUUUGCGGCGAACUUUUUCCAGCAGAUGUCGGGGUGCAAUGUCAUGUCUUCGCUUGGUCCAUAUGUCUUUGAGGACUCGAUCGGCAUGUCACGACACAAUGCGAUGCUCGUUUCUGGUGGUCUGCAAGUGUGGUACUUUCUCAGCAGCUUGUUUCCAUGGUGGGCUAUCGAGCGUUUCGGGCGCCGUCCUCUCUUCAUGAUCGGAUCUGCUGGUAUGGGUGUUUGCAUGACCCUCUCUGCUAUUUUCAUCGGCAUUGGCGGGGAGAGACUUGGAUACGGCGCCGCGGUGGUGUUAUACCUCUUCCAAAGCUUUUUCACCUUGGGAUGGCAAUCGAACAUGUGGAUCUAUCCCAGUGAGAUUCUUCCGCUGAAGCUAAGAUUGCGAGGUGGGGCCCUGGCCGUCGUCUCCCAGUGGCUAUUCACAUUCCUGGUUGUUGAAAUUACUCCUGUCAUGAUCACCAAUAUCGGGUACAAGUGCUAUGUUGUCUUCGCGAUUAUUAAUUUUGCAACUGUACCACUUGUCUAUUUCACUUUUCCGGAGACUAGCAAGAUGCCUCUCGAAGCAAUCGAUCUUUUCUUCGCCGACCGGGAUGGAAAGCGACCGUCACUUUGGCGCGUCGUUAGAGACUCCAUGGACAAGACUUUCGUGGCAGGUGUUGAGAGGCAAUUACAGGAGAGAGCAGCGUUGCGAGCGGAGAAACAGGAUGGGGCAUUGAGCUCUGAACACAAGGCCGAGCGUCUUGAGGUAGAGGCUGCGUGA
This is a messenger RNA of Penicillium longicatenatum, 1578 nucleotides long. RefSeq names its product sugar porter family MFS transporter. The transcript has a single exon. Gene Ontology annotation, molecular function: carbohydrate:proton symporter activity. The record is from RefSeq and is a predicted model, not a curated record. NCBI's taxonomy places the organism in Eukaryota, Fungi, Ascomycota, Eurotiomycetes, Eurotiales, Aspergillaceae. Bases 1 to 1578 code for a protein of 525 amino acids. Gene Ontology annotation, cellular component: membrane. Gene Ontology annotation, biological process: carbohydrate transport; transmembrane transport.